Molecule: messenger RNA, 3945 nt
Organism: Linum trigynum
Lineage: Eukaryota; Viridiplantae; Streptophyta; Magnoliopsida; Malpighiales; Linaceae
Source: the annotation of a GenBank genome assembly
ACAAAGCAAAGAAAGUCCUAUUUCUAACUAAACAUUGCAGAUAGGUCCUCCGAUUUUACCAUCCUCGGACAACAAUAAUCCUCACCUGAGGCAUUUUAUUUCCUUCCCAACGGACAAUCCUCCUACUUCCGGCGAGGGAUUUGAUUGAGAAAAUGGCGACGGAGGAGCGGCAAAGACAGUGGCGGUGCACCGGCGAGAGAGAGGGGCAACGGCCCGAGGCAGGGGAGCUGAGGCCUGAGGGAGUGAAAUUUACGAGAGAACUCUCCACUGGGCUCAACCUCGUGACCAUUUUAAAGACACAAGAUGCAGCCCAAUAGGUUUACAAUUUCAUGGGCCCAGGUCCAAUGGCACCGAGUUGAUUUUAUUCUCCGACUCUGACUGAGUGCCACAUGAAGGCCAUGAUUCUCGUCUCUCGAUUAACGGUGGCGGAACAUAUAAAUGUUAGGGUUUUUCUAAACGGAGCAAAGCUUAGCUGAGCGCCGGAAAGGGAGAGAAGAGGAGCGAAGAAGAAUGGGCGGGGCGGUGAAGGACUUGCAGUCGAAGGCGGAGCUCGAAGGAUUGCUGAAGACCGGAGCGCCGGUGGUUCUGCACUUCUGGGCUGGGUGGUGCGAUGCUUCCAAGCACAUGGACCAAGUCUUUUCCCAUCUCUCCACGGAUUUCCCAGGCGUCAAUUUCCUAAGGGUUGAGGCUGAGGAGCAACCCGAGAUAUCUGAGGCUUAUUCUGUUUCGGCUGUGCCCUAUUUCGUGUUCCUGAAGGAUGGAAAGACUCUCGACAAGUUGGAAGGUGCAGAUCCUUCCAGUUUGGCUAACAAAGUUGACAAAAUCGCGGGCUCAGUUAAUCCUUCAUAUCCUGCUGCUCCUGCAAGCCUUGGAAUGGCUGCUGGCCCCACUGUGCUUGAAACGGUUCAAGAGCUUGCUAAAGAACAUGGAUCAACUCAAUCUAUCAUUCAGAAAAAACAACCAGCUACGGGUGAUGCCUUGAGAAAUCGACUCCAAGAUCUGAUUGAUUCCCAUCCGGUCAUGCUGUUCAUGAAGGGAAACCCCGAAGCUCCACAGUGUGGGUUUAGCAAGAAAGUUGUUAACAUACUGAAAGAAGAGAAUGUGAAGUUUGGUACUUUCGAUAUUCUAUCAGACAAUGAGGUCCGCGAGGGAUUGAAGCAGCUCUCCAACUGGCCUACGUUCCCACAGCUCUAUUGCAAAGGCGAACUUCUAGGAGGGUGUGAUAUAGCAAUUGCCAUGCAUGAGAAUGGGGAAUUGAAAGAAGUCUUCAGAGAUCAUGGAAUUGAUACGGGUACCGGGACAGCAGUCAAGGGUGGAGGAAUCACAGAGUCUACUGGUCUUAGUGCCAUCCUUGACUCCCGACUUGAGAGCUUGAUUAACUCGAGUCCAGUCAUGCUGUUCAUGAAGGGAAACCCCGAAGAACCCAAAUGUGGCUUCAGUCGCAAGGUGGUGGAAAUCCUUAGAGAAGAAAAAAUCGACUUUGGCAGUUACGACAUUCUGACUGAUGAGGAGGUACGCCAAGGGCUUAAAGUUUAUUCGAACUGGUCAAGCUACCCUCAACUGUACAUCAAAGGAGAGCUCAUAGGGGGGUCAGAUAUAGUGCUUGAGAUGCAAAAAAGUGGAGAGCUUAAGAAAGUUUUGUCUGAGAAAGGUGUGAUAAUUACACUGGAAGACCGUUUGAAGCAUCUUGUUUCUUCUUCACCUGUGAUGUUGUUCAUGAAGGGCAACCCGGAUGCUCCAAAAUGUGGUUUCAGUUCCAAGGUUGUGAAUGCUUUGAAAGAGGAAGGUGUAGCUUUCGGGUCCUUUGAUAUCUUGAGUGAUGAAGAAGUGAGGCAGGGCCUGAAGGCGUUCUCGAAUUGGCCAACUUUUCCACAGCUUUAUUACAAGGGAGAACUAGUUGGAGGUUGUGACAUUGUCCUUGAACUGCGGACUAACGGGGCGCUGAAAUCGAGCUUGUCCGAGUAGAGAACUAGUUUAUACGUGUCUUUGGUCUCUUGAGUUGAUUGUGAAAGUCUGAGUUUGUUUUAAACAAAGUCAUAUAGAACCUUGGAAGUUGGAUCACUGCCUAAUGUAGUCCCAUGGUUUCUGUCCUUAGGUGAACCAGUGUGUGUGUUGUUCCUGGUUAGACUUCUGGUCAUUUCUGGAUUCGCUGCUGCUAUGCUUGAACUUCAACAUGAUUGUUAACGUACAUGACAAGUUUCAUCCUUUUGACAUCUUUCAGUUGUUAUUGUCGAAUCUCGCCUAUUAGCUUGUAGUAGUCAAUUCAUAGGGUAAUCCAUCCUUGAAAAUCUAUCUGCCAAACAAUAAUGGUUUAAACUUAUCUCUUCUCUUACGAUGAUUUCAUCUCAAAAAUCUGUCACUCAAAAAUGGAUUCUCAUAAGACAUUAUUUAGAGUAUUGCUUAAGAACUAUUGGAUUGGAAUUUGCUAAUUUGUGCAAGAAUGCAAGACCACUAGGGUGAGGUUUCAUAAGAUAAACCAAAUAUUAAAAACUAUUAAUCAAUCGAAAUCCUUGUCAUAUUAUUGUGAACAAAGUUAUUGAUAAUAAUACAUGAAUGAAAAAAAUCAUCAAAGCGACGAUUGCAAAAAGUUGCCAAUUGAAUAAAAAAAGUCAUAUAAAAGCAACUUCUUUGUCACCAUUGGCAACUUAAUUUGUCAUAAGAUUGACAAGAGAAGCCUAAACCCUUCCAAUUAGACCCUAAUUCUAUGCAAGCUUAAAUCAACCAUUUUUAAAACUCCAAAAGUUAAAGGGUUUCAUUUUCCCCCUCUUUUGGAUAAACAACAAAUAAACUUAUUUUACACUAUAUGCAACUAAUUCUACAUUAACUUUAGCAAAUCCUUCCAUUUUUGACAUGUUGGUCGUUGCUAUUUCCCAUGUAGUGACCCACAAAGUCCAACAACUUCACUUUCAGAUCUUUGAACUGAGCGAUUUGGGUUUGUAACUCCAGCUUCUCCUUCCUCAAAUUCGAGUUCUCUUCUACUAGCUGCAUACGUUGGUCGUGAUUGAGACUCUGUCUAUCUUCUUCGUUUGAGUUAGUUGCUGCCUUCAAAUACGAAGGGUAAACACUGGGCUCACACCUCUUGCGAGUUAUCUCCAUGAGCAUUUCUCGAUUGCCUCUCUGGAACUUCUCGUGUUUGAACUCCCAUCUUUUCGAUGAUGUCUUCUUGAAUCCCUGUAGCUCAUCACAUAACAAAUCGAAAGUUCGAAUAAUGGAUCUAUCUGUACAAUUUCUAUUUAGCGUACUUCUCUCAAAUGAGUAUUUGAGUAUGCGUUCAUAAUGAGAACCUUCCAUCAAAUAAAGGUAAAUCGUAGUCGUCGUUAUUGUCAAUUAUAGUUUGUCUACUAGUAUUAAAAUUUAUAAAAAUAAUCCUCCUCCCAUAAGAUCGAUAGCAUGAACUAAACACAAAAAUUUGAUCAACAAAAGCGUUGAUAUCAUAUGAUCUAAGAUCAUAUCCAUGUGGUUGGAGUCAUUGAAAUUGGUCAAUAUUCUACUUACAAAUUAAAAAUAAAAUAAGGUGCUACUUGCCAAAUUGCCAUGUGACGGAUUUUACCUUGGAGAGAUCAAUUUGCAUGAAAUGUUUGGAAACUAAUGCACGAGGGAAAUUUAUUAGAAGCUUCAUAACAAUUUCCCACCAAGUCAUAACACAUGUGAUAUUCCACCUACAGUUUGAUUAUGUUGACUUAAUACUUUCUCCGACUUUGAAAUUUAUCAUAGAUUAAUUGCAAUUUGAAGACAAACUGUCCACAUUCACAUUGGUACUCUGCUAUAGUGAGAAGUAACAUGAUUUUUAUGAUAUCUUAAUUAGCAUAAUUUUUUUUAAUUAACCAAAAAAGAGAAAAAAAAGAUAUCGAUCAUGUGAUGAGUUUAAAAAGUCAGUUAAACACUUGCAACCAAGAUUUUUCACACAGAUUUGAUGUCAUUGUUUAAUAAUCGACUAAAAAGUCG